Molecule: messenger RNA, 2457 nt
Organism: [Torrubiella] hemipterigena
Lineage: Eukaryota; Fungi; Ascomycota; Sordariomycetes; Hypocreales; Clavicipitaceae
Source: the annotation of a GenBank genome assembly
AUGGCGCAGAAGCCGGGAUGGGGAUCCUUCCUCUCGCAGGCCGUGGCGGGCGUCGAGUCGAGAUUGGACAAUAUGUUAGGUGAUGAACCUGGGCGACCUGCAGUUAAGCCGGCUGCGAAGACAGCGCCACAGACAGCAGCGUUGAAGACAGACUCUAGGUCAUCGAGCGCUACAAGAUCGAGUACGAAUGAUAGAUUACAAGCAAGGCUUGCUAAAGCUGUUGCGGGUAAGGCGGGGGAUUCGCCUCGAAGUUCAGGGGACAUGAAGCGGUCGAUGGAUGUCGAGAGUGUAAAAAACGACGAGACUGCGAACGACGGAAAGAGUGAUGAGAAACAAGAUAAUACUGAUAAAAAGACGAGUGGAGAGAUACAGAUAGAAAGUAGCGCCGACCAAGUCAAACCGACAGAGAACGUUGAAAGUGCCACGGCCGACACACAAGAGACGACAAGCACGACGGAGACGCCAGUAGUCCCUGACGAGAACACUGCUGCUACAACGAAGCAUGAGGAAGCACAGAAUUCUACACCUGCAUCGAAUGAGACAAGCGCAAACACACAAGUUACGCCCAACGGAGCACCAACUGAGCCACAACCCACCAACCAAGAUGUCGCAGAAUACAUUGAACGAAUAGACUCCCUCGAGGCCAAGCUUCUCUAUCUUUCGAAAACAGCAGCGGAAUCGGCGAAGAAGACGGCAGCUUCGCUACCCUCUGGUAGUGCGGACCGCAAGCUAGCUGAAAAGGACGAGAAGAUUGCUUUGCUCAUGGAAGAAGGACAGAAGUUGGCUGGUGGUGAGGCCAAGUAUCGCGCCAUCAUUAAGAAACUUCGACUUCAAGUUGCCGAAAACGAAAAGCAAGCCGAGGAACUACAAAAGACACAUAGCAAAGCUCUUGCUGAUGCCGAGUUGUUGCGCAGCCAAGCUAGCGGUAACGCUGCGCAGGAAAGGGCUCAAGCAGAAGCCAAAAAGGCUACUGAGGGUUUUCAAAAGGAGAUUGCUGCGCUUAAAAAGGAAAAGGCAACCAGAGAGGAAGCUACCCGCAAGCUUGAGAGAGAUCUGAAGACCAAGACAGAACAGGCUGACAAGGCAGACCUUCUUGCCAAGCAGCUCGCUUCAGAAAAGAGCAAACUCAAGACGGAAGAGGAAAAUUCGGCGGCUCUCAAGAGCGACAAUGAGAUACUCACAGAAAAACUUCGCCAAGAGGGUAUUGAGUGGAAAGAAAAGGUCGAGCGGGCAGUCGAACGAGGCAACAAAGUCGAGGCAGAACUACGUGUAGAACUCCUUGGCAUGGAUGCUAAGCUGGAGACUAUGCGCACACAGGCUGAGGAAGUAUCUUCUGGCUCUGGUGGUGAGGCACAGGUCAAGCUCCUGCGUCAGAUUGAGACGCUACAGUCGCAAUACGCCUCAGCAAGUAACAACUGGCAAGGAAUUGAAGCGUCUCUACUCGCAAAGACGGCCAGCCUCGAAGCCGAGCGCGACGAGGCGCAGAGACGCGAAUCUGAGAUGCGCAAGAAGGCUAGAGAGGCCACGACGCGUGCCAGAACCAUGGAGGAAGAGCUCGAGGAUAUCCGCCCAACACUGGCCAAGUCAGAGCAGGAUCUCUCGCGACUAAACGACGAAGUUGCAUCGCUACGAAUCGCUGCCAAGGCCGCUGAGGAGUCUUUGGAGCAGGUGCGCGCAGACCUGGAGAAGGAGAAGCGAACUGCCAGUGCCAGCGCCAACAUUAGCAGAAAGGCCAGUCGCGAAUUUACGGAUAGCGCUGACCAGCGUAAAUGGAUUGAGGAUGUCGCGGCCAACAAGCCCAACAGCAGGCCCGAUUCACCCCUACUAUCGGUCCAGCGCACCCUAAGCUCUGACUUUAUGGGUCUGCCAUUAUCUGGUCGUCGUGGAGGCGCCGCCAGCCACGGCGACGGCUCUGAUUUUGCAUCUCGUCGACCGUCGGCCGCGCCUUCACGACUCAACUCGAUCCCCUUUUCGCCCACUGGGACCGCACCAGCGCCUUUCUCGCCGUUUGAAUCGUCAACAGAGUUGAUGUCACCACCACCUAUCGAGGAGGACGAGAUUGUGAGGCCAGCGUCACCAACACAAGCAGCACAGGACAUGAUUUCCAUGUCGACGGUUGCUGCCGGACCCAGCGUACAGCUCGUAGAGCGUAUGAGUUCCGCAAUCCGCCGCCUCGAGGCUGAAAAGGUUGCCUCUCGGGAGGAAAUGGCGAGAGUAUGCAGCCAGCGCGACGAAGCUCGCUCCGAUCUCGUUGGUCUGAUGAAGGAUCUUGAGGAAGCUAGAGUGGCGAGCAACCGGGUACCGGAGCUGGAAGGACAAUUAAAGGAUCUUGACCAGCGGUACCAAACCACGCUGGAGAUGCUGGGCGAGAAGAGCGAGCUGGUAGAAGAGCUGCGCGCCGAUGUUCAGGACGUCAAGGCCAUGUAUCGCGAGCUGGUGGAGCGCACUGUCAAAUAA